GUCUUCACCUCUUUCUCUCUCUUUCCCCGUACAGAACCCUCGUAUUCGUAUAUAAUCAAUUUAGGGUUUUAGAACUCUUCACUUUCUCUCGCCAGAAAUUUUACAUAGCCGCUAUCUCCAAAAAUAUCAAUCAUGGCAGAAGUAGUUUCAGAGAUUCCACAAGAAACCAUGGAAGUUGAAACUCCUCAAAACGGUUCUGAAACGAACGGUGAUUCCAAGCGAUCUAGAGAAAACAACGGUGUUGAAGAGAAUGAAGCAGCAAAGAAACAGAAGGUAGAAGAAGGCGGAGAUGAUGAAACUGAAGGUGAAGAGAAGAAAUCUGAACCUGUUCAGCUUGGACCCAAAACUUUCAACACUUCUGUUGAAAUGUUUGAUUAUUUCUACAAGUUCCUUCAUUAUUGGCCUCCUAAUUUGGAUGUUAACAAGUAUGAGUGCAUGGUUUUGCUCGACUUGAUCAAGAAGGGUCAUUCAGAGUCAGACAAGAAGGUUGGUGCAGGGGUAAAAGCAUUCCAAGUCCGUUACCACCCAAUGUGGAAAAGUCGAUGUUACUUUCUGAUCAGGGAAGAUGAAUCCGUUGACGAUUUCAGCUUCAGGAAGUGUGUCGACCACAUUCUUCCUUUGCCUGAAAACAUGAAACUAAAGCCAGAAGCAAAUAAGGCAUUGGGUGGCAGAGGAGGUGGAGGCAGAGGUGGUGGUGGCCGUGGAAGAGGUGGCCGCGGUCGUGGAAGAGGCAACUGGAAUAGGAACUAAUCUUUAUAUUACUCUUGAUGAAGAGUAUCUAAAAACUCGUUAUGAUGUUUGAAUGAUUUUAAGGAUUAGUUUUAUUCUGUCUCUUACGGUCUUACCACAUGUCUGGAUGAUCUAGAUGUAUAAUUGCAAUUUUGACUAUAGUUUGAUCUAGGGUUUUUGCAAGUUCUUCUUUGUUU
Molecule: messenger RNA, 926 nt
Organism: Papaver somniferum (opium poppy)
Lineage: Eukaryota; Viridiplantae; Streptophyta; Magnoliopsida; Ranunculales; Papaveraceae
Product: protein EMBRYO DEFECTIVE 514-like
Exons: 2
Coding region: 133-750 (205 amino acids)
Biological process (GO): chloroplast organization; chloroplast rRNA processing
Cellular component (GO): chloroplast
Source: RefSeq, a predicted model, not a curated record